UUUAAAGAUGGAAAAUCUGUAUCACAACUUCUCUUCAUCCCCAUGUUCCACAAUCCAUACAUGACCUGGAUGAAGUGGAUAAAACAUCACAGAGUGUCGACAGCAGGAGUGUUUUGAGGAAGAGCAGGGUAAAAGAAUCAUAUUUACAGCGGAGUGGAGUGAACUUCAUGUGCCAUGUUUCAGUGUUUUGGGUGGGUCUUGUUUGACUAAAUUUGAGGUGGUGGUGAGAUCAGAGAGGAGGGAGUGCGCUGGGGAGCAAUGGGCGCUCUGUUCCACUGACAGGAAAUGGAGGUUUAGAUUUUCCUCAGACUUUCCUUAAAAAACACACAGCAUUCCACCCCACCUUCCACUGAACACUUGGAAAUAGAGGGCUAGCAGGGAAUACGAGGGGAGUGGCAAAAGCAAAAGAAGGAGAAGACAGCGCUUCUGGGUAAGGAAGCUGUUUGGCACUGCGGUUGGGAUUUGUAUACAACAGACCAGCAUUGCAAGUCUUCUGGGGUCCUCCACCCAAAAUGGCAUACCUGUUGAUGUUUGUGACCCUGCUUCAUCUCAUAACGCUUGCCGUCCUCUUCAUUGCUACUAUGGAAAAGUCUUGGUGGGUUUGGGAAGGAUGGGAGAGUUCCGACCUGUGGUACAACUGCAGAUUUGACAAUGAAACAGAGGCCUGGUUUUGUGCCUCAUCAAGAGAGAAUGAGUGGCUGCAGGCUGUCCAGGUCCUAAUGGUCCUCUCUGUGGUGUUCUCGUCAGUAUCCUUCCUGAUUUUCCUCGGGCAGCUCUUCACCAUGUCAAAAGGGGGGCUCUUCUAUAUCACUGGCCUCUGCCAAGUGUUCUCUGGUCUCACUGCGUUCACGGCAACCCUCAUUUACACACUGCACAACAAAGAGAUCCUUCAGGACGCCCGAGAGUUGAGUUCGGGACACUUUGGUUACUGCUUCAUCUUGGCAUGGGUGUGCGUGCCUCUCUUACUGUGCAGUGGCGUUAUGUACAUUCAUCUGCGCAAGAAAGAGUAGAACUAUAAGGGUAACUGUAUGAUGCUGUUGUCAUUAUAUGCUGACUUGAUGUUGAUAUCAUGAAGACACUGGCAGUUUCUCAUUAAUCUCAAAUGCUGCUCUGUGUGGUAGUUUUGUAAUGGAACAGAAGCGGAAGAACAGGCAUGGUAGAAAACGUUGUAAUAAACACCCUUCGGCUCUAAGCAUGUUACAUGAUCAAUGCCCUUUUUCAAUAUGGUUUUCCAUUUUGUCAGUAGGUAAGUUGUCAUCAGUUUAAUAUCAAUGCCAAAAGUAUGUACCUUAUUAAAGAGAAAUGAAGGCUUUUACUGCGGUUUCCUAUGCAUGGACAUUUUUAUAUUUAGGAAGUAUCAGAAAUGCUGUAUUUUUGCCUAAAUAAAUCAAUCAACCGAUAACUGUCAUUUUCAAAUCUUUUAUAAUUUGUAUGUUUAUGUUAAUUCGCCAGGCGCUUCUGUCCAAAAUCGACUUACAAAACAUUCGAUGAAAAAAUAAGUUAUAUUACAAUUUAGCAUAAUUCUGAUGGUUUUGAGGCAUGGUUUCACUCUCAAGAAAUGUGAAGGGCCCAGAGUCGGUAAGUAAACAUUCCAGAUCUCUUUCUCUGUAUCAGUAACCACAUAUCCAGCAUGUGCCAGGGGCUCCAUGAUAAAGUCAGCCCAAAUGUAAACCUCAUUAUAACAGUAGGCUGACUAAUCAUUUGAAUAAAGGUCAGUACACCUGCAGACUGUAGAGGCAUCUUGUUAAAUUACAUGUAUUUCUCAGAAAUCCCAGAGCCUUCCAAUUGAUGGAAUACAGAUCCCCUAACUCCCAAUGCCCUUAAGACCCCUCAUUUCU
Clupea harengus (Atlantic herring) is the source of this 1838-nucleotide messenger RNA. It is a transcript of the gene emp3b, whose product is annotated as epithelial membrane protein 3 (MAM blood group) b. The record is from RefSeq and is a predicted model, not a curated record. Gene Ontology annotation, cellular component: plasma membrane. Lineage: Eukaryota; Metazoa; Chordata; Actinopteri; Clupeiformes; Clupeidae.